Molecule: messenger RNA, 1158 nt
Organism: Pochonia chlamydosporia 170
Lineage: Eukaryota; Fungi; Ascomycota; Sordariomycetes; Hypocreales; Clavicipitaceae
Exons: 2
Coding region: 1-1158 (385 amino acids)
Source: RefSeq, a predicted model, not a curated record
AUGCAGCCAGUGACGAAAGACGAUGGUGGCGCCGUAGCGGCUGCUCAUAAACAUCACACCGCUGAUGAUUUUAAGCAUUCCAACCUCGUGCCGCCAUCAAAUACCGACAAAGACUGGAAAACACUGGAACGUGUCCUCGGCCGGCGCCGACAUCAGCAUCGGCAAACAGAUGGCACCUCCAGCUCUAUAGGCCCAGCUUCAACAUAUUCUACUCGAGAUAGGGCUCGCUUGGAACAAAAGUCAGAUGGUCCCAUGAUAAGGCCACGAAGCAAGACGUAUCUUACUGCUACCGUAUUGCACAGCGGAUCAUAUAGCGACUCAUCGAUGCCCACGACCAUCUCAAAAGACACUACCCAGGGAAUCGAAGCCAAGAAUAGGUGUCUUCUUGCAACAUUUUGUACUAAAACGAAACUGUUCAAUCCACCACUACACAACUCUCCAGUGAUUCCGGACGCCGCUCGUGGGGAUUCAUCUCGACGAUCAACGGUUGCGGAAAAGUCUGACUUUGACUCUGGCGCAGAAGGCAGUGCCUCACUUGGUGCUGAUGCAUCGAACAUUGUAUGGGGAAACGCUUCUCACAGCUCAGCUCUUGGAAGAACCGAUCACGGGGAUGACGAAGAUGUCAAAGACAUGACUAGCGAUGACACCUUAGACGCUAUCAUAAAAAAGGGGGAACAUCUGAAGAGGGAGAUGAUAGCCGAUAUAUCACGUCAGAGAAAGCAAGCCCGUCUUGCUCGGCACCAGGAUCGCAACAAGCUCAUUCGCCGCUUGCAGAAUCUGGAGAAUAUCGAGAGAAAUCUCGAGAGACAUCUGUUCGACGCACACUCCGUCGAAGCUGCAAAUGCUACGACAGCUACAGCUUCGGCACUUGGCUUAUUUGAUACGCAUGUAUCAGCCGCUCCUCGAUUCCGGAUUCCUCCUCGCCAUAUGUCAGACGAAACUCGGCGAAAGCUAGAUGCAUUUUUGCUUACCGCUCCGGUCCAAUCGAUUACGCAGCAGAGCCAUGGACUCCCAUCUUCUCGGCUCUCCAGAAAACCUCGACAUCAGAUUAUUAACCACGAGAGAAACGCGAGAUUAACCAACCUACAAAAACGAGUCAAUACAGGCUCGAGUACACAAGGCAACAAUGGCGAUGACAUUGAAGCGAAUUAUCGCUGA